GCGCCCGGCUCGAUUCGAGCAAUGAAAGGAGUGCUGCAUUGGAGUUCAAGUUAGGCCAAUACUUUGGGUUUCUCGAGACGAAAGUAGCUGUGUAUGAAUCCAAUAUUUGCAUAGAGGCUAUCUGGAAAUUAUUAGACAGCUAGAAGCAAUGCAUUUCGAGCCCCGUCUUUGUGAUGGUCUAGCAUUGGAAUUUCACCCCCAUGAAGAUUACUUGGACGGAAGAUUGGCUGCUAAAUUCUUGUACAAUCGUGACAUGUGUCAUAUCACUCGCUGCAAAUUUUUGUGAGCUUUCUUUUAUGAUUCCUGAGAGUUUAGGUUGUCUCCUUGCUGAUGAGACAGUCUAUUGAAUUUAAGGUGAGGUGAUAAAAGGAUGGGACGAAGGUGUCGCCACGAUGAAGAGGGGGGAGAGAGCGAUCUUCAUGAUACCUUCGGACUUGGCUUAUGGCGAAGCGGGGUCUCCUCCUCUCGUCCCUCCAAACGCCACUCUCAUUUUCGACAUCGAGAUGGUGUCAUGGACCAGCGUCAGGGAUUUGACGGGAGAUGGAGGAGUCCUGAAGAAGAUUAUCACAGAGGGAGAGGGCUGGGCUACUCCUCGGGACGCUGAUGAAGUUUUAGUAAAAUACGAGGCGAUGCUUGAGGACGGAACUGUCAUCUCGAAGUCCAAUGGAGAUGUGGAGUUUCAAAUCGGGCAUGGUGAUUCUAGUUCCGAAAAAGUGCAUCUGUGUCCAGCGAUGAGCAUAGCGGCGAAAACAAUGAGAAAGGGUGAGAGAGCGGAGCUAGCUGUGAAGUUUUCUUACGGCUUCAGGUGGAGCAGAAGUGUACCUGAAAGCAUGGAACUUGAUGCUUCAGCUGAUUCCAAUUUAGUCAUCCAGCUCAAGUUAAUUGCGUGGAAAAGUGUGGUUGAUGUUACUGGAGAUACGCAAGUGCUCAAGAAGAUCGUAAGAGCCGGUGAAGGCUUUGACCAUCCUGAUGAAGGAUCAGUUGUCAAAGUGGCAUAUACUGGUAAAUUUGAAGAUGGAAGCAUUUUCGAGAAGAAGGGAUCGACUGAGGAGCCUUUUGAGUAUGUAGCUCUUGAAGAACAAGUCAAUGAGGGCCUAGACAGGGCAAUCCUGAGCAUGAGGAAAGGAGAACAAGCCCUUGUGACCGUGAGAACCAACUCAGUUAUCGGUCUAGAUGAUUCGGUGGUCUCGGCAAAUUCAGUGUUGAGUUAUGAAGUUGAAUUGAUCGACUUUACCAAGGACAAACCAUUUUGGAAGAUGAACACUUGCGAAAAGUUAGAAGCAUGCGAAAGCACAAAGAAUGACGGAAAUUGUCUGUUCAAGAAAGGGAAGUUCUGUCGUGCGUUGAAGAAAUACGAGAAGGCUGAGAAAUACAUACAGUUUGACCACUGUUUUACUGAUGAAGAGAAGAGAUCAGCGAAUGCCUUGCGUCUUUCAUGCUAUUUGAACAAUGCUGCUUGUAAACUUAGAUUGGGGGACUAUAGUGGAGCCACAAAAUUCUGUACAAAGGCCCUGGAUCUUGAUCCUUGCAAUAUCAAGGCUCUGUACAGGAGAUCACAAGCAUACCUGAAAAGUUCCGACUUCGACGAGGCCGAGGGUGAUAUUAACAAAGCAUUAAUUCUCCAACCAGAUAAUAGAGAUGUGAAACUUGUGUUCAAGGAGCUAAAAGACAAGCAGAAGGAAUACAGGGUAUAUCAGGCCGAGAUAUCUCGGACAAUGCUCUCGAGGAUGGCCUAAAACAGAGCAAAAGCAGUUAUGAGCAUCGAACUGCAUAUCUUCCCAUUGAAAUUGUUCUUCUUUGUACAAUGUUGUCUACAUCAUAUGGCCUGUAAAGUGCAAUCUAGAGCAUCGUGAUCACGUGCUUAUUGUCUGUCAUUGUAGCAUGAAAGAGCUGAUGGACAAUGAACAGAUUAUAUGUUUCUUCCUAGCUGUUUGCUUACUUUCCUGAA
This is a messenger RNA of Rhodamnia argentea, 1948 nucleotides long. Its product is annotated as 70 kDa peptidyl-prolyl isomerase-like. Lineage: Eukaryota; Viridiplantae; Streptophyta; Magnoliopsida; Myrtales; Myrtaceae. Gene Ontology annotation, molecular function: peptidyl-prolyl cis-trans isomerase activity; protein binding. The coding region runs from base 393 to 1736 and encodes 447 amino acids. The transcript is spliced from 11 exons. The record is from RefSeq and is a predicted model, not a curated record.